This is a messenger RNA of Platichthys flesus (European flounder), 1330 nucleotides long. It is a transcript of the gene snf8, whose product is annotated as SNF8 subunit of ESCRT-II. Gene Ontology annotation, biological process: protein transport to vacuole involved in ubiquitin-dependent protein catabolic process via the multivesicular body sorting pathway. Bases 179 to 955 code for a protein of 258 amino acids. NCBI's taxonomy places the organism in Eukaryota, Metazoa, Chordata, Actinopteri, Pleuronectiformes, Pleuronectidae. Gene Ontology annotation, cellular component: ESCRT II complex. The record is from RefSeq and is a predicted model, not a curated record. The transcript is spliced from 8 exons.
AUCAGGAGGAAGUAGUUUACUUCCUUCCAUUAGAAAUGGGAACGCUAGGAACUAUUAGCCAUAGUUAGCUUAUCUAAAACGUAAACUAACGUAAAAAUACUGUAUUGUCAUUGUUCCGCAUUAAACAGACAGUUAGUUUAGAUUUAACUCUUAUUAUUUAAAGCGAGCUGGUGUAGAAAUGCGUCGAAGGGGAGUCGGAGCCGGAGCUGUGGCGAAGAAGAAGCUAGCGGAGGCCAAAUACAAAGAAAGAGGAAACGUUCUGGCAGAAGAUCAGAUUGUUCAGAUGUCCAAACAGCUGGAGACGUUCAAAUCCAACCUGGAGGAGUUUGCCAGCAAACACAAGCAGGAAAUUCGAAAGAGCUCAGAGUUCAGGGUUCAGUUCCAGGAAAUGUGUGCGACCAUCGGAGUCGACCCUCUGGCCUCCGGAAAAGGCUUUUGGUCGGAGAUGCUCGGUGUCGGUGACUUCUACUACGAGCUCGGUGUUCAGAUUAUUGAAGUGUGUCUGGCGCUGAAACACAGAAAUGGAGGGCUCAUUACUUUGAAUGAACUCCAUCAGAGAGUCCUGAGCGGAAGAGGUAAAUACGCUCAGGAUGUGAGCCAAGACGACUUGAUGAGAGCGAUAAAGAAACUGAAGGUGAUGGGGAAUGGUUUUGGGAUGAUUCCUGUCGGUGGGUCUUACUUGGUGCAGUCAGUUCCAGCAGAGCUCAACAUGGAUCAUACUGUGGUUCUGCAGCUGGCCGAGAAAAAGGGAUUCGUCACAGUGAGUGAGAUCAAGGAAGGUCUCAAAUGGGAGAAGGAGCGAGCUUGUCAUGUUCUGGAUCACCUACUGAAAGAAGGUUUGGCCUGGGUGGACUCCCAGCCAGCCGGGGAGUCUCAGUACUGGUUUCCUGCUCUCUUCUCCGAGCUCACAUCCCGGGACGUCACACCAGAGGAGGCCAAUCAGAUGUCACCUUAGGAAAGAGCUGGGCUGGACCCUGGACUUCGAGCCGGUGACAGUUUCAGACACGUUGGGAAAACACAAGGUGGAGUGAAGGGUCACGUGAUGGACUUGGCUGGUUUCCCGGAGCUGGCAGCGAACUCUGGACACGAGGAAGGAGAACUCUCCUCCUCAAGUUCUCCUCGACAACAAGUGCACAGAGUUUAUGACUGAGUCACUGAAAUCAGCUUGAGUUCUGUGACACUGCAUAACGUCUCCUCUUGUAGUCGUGGUUGUUUUAACUGCGUCUAACUGUUGAAUUUUGUACAUAGAAACUUUUACUUUAACAGAAAACAUAACAACAGCUUUAUUGCACAAGUUGAACCUAAUUUUUAUUAAAUCAUCUGGACCAUU